Cimex lectularius (bed bug) is the source of this 2223-nucleotide messenger RNA. Its product is annotated as prostaglandin G/H synthase 2-like. The transcript has 12 exons. NCBI's taxonomy places the organism in Eukaryota, Metazoa, Arthropoda, Insecta, Hemiptera, Cimicidae. Gene Ontology annotation, molecular function: prostaglandin-endoperoxide synthase activity; oxidoreductase activity, acting on single donors with incorporation of molecular oxygen, incorporation of two atoms of oxygen; peroxidase activity. Bases 287 to 2143 code for a protein of 618 amino acids. The record is from RefSeq and is a predicted model, not a curated record. Gene Ontology annotation, biological process: cyclooxygenase pathway; response to oxidative stress. Gene Ontology annotation, cellular component: cytoplasm; neuron projection.
AUUUUAACCGUACAAAUUCUAUAAUAAAAACAAAUUAUAUCAAAAUUGUUAAAAGUUUGGUUUAUGAAAAAAGAAAAUCCCUAUUAAUUAUUCAUUUCUUCCCAACCAAGAAUGCCCUAAUUGAAAACAGGUAUUUUUGUCAACAGUAAUAAGAAAUAUACGAGUCAAUUUACAGGAAAGAUGUGAUAGCAAUAGUAAAAUCAACCAAAUUUUAAGAGAAACAAACGCAAAGGUUAACAAGAAAAAAUUAAGAGUUUUAGAUAUAUCAAAAACCCAGACUAAAAAAAUGGAUGUUUUCAAGUGGCAGCCCAAUUAUUUUCAAUGGCUUUUAGUGCUAUCGUUGCUGCAUCAAACAAAAACCCCCGAGUUUAGAGGAGAAAUCAAGAAAUAUGCAUUUAACCCAUGUUGUUAUUUUCCCUGUAAAAAUGGAGGAAUUUGUAAUGAAGGAAAGAGUGACUAUUUUUGCGACUGCACACACACCGGAUUCUAUGGGAAAACUUGCAAUUUCAGAAUUUGGUCACUAUUCUUCUGGAACAAAUUGGACAACUUGUUAGAAUAUUUACUUUUUAACCCACUUUCUUCUUUUAUCAUAAACAAUCUUGAUUUUCUUCAUACAAUUUUUCACUCCAUUUUUGUCGAAAAUUUAGUAGAAAAACUUGAAGGCCACUAUUUCUCUUCGACGAGUAGCCAGUAUUUGAAUCUUGCCAAUGCAUACAACACAUGUAUCGGUACACAGCUACUUCCGCCAGUUCCUAACUUUUGCCCGACUCCCUUGGGAAAUCAAGGUUUGAAAAAGUUGCCUUCAGUAGAUACAGUCUUUAAAAACCUACUAGAAAGGAAUGAUUUUGUCAAAAAUAGAAAGUCGUUGAAUUUACUUUUUGUCAUAUUCGGUCAAAAUUUGGCCUUGCAAUUUAAGCACUGUAAUUAUGUAACUUGGAUAACAUGCUCACAGAUUUAUAGUCAAAAUGAAAGAUCUUACAAGCAAGGAAAGCUUACAACUCAUAUUAAACAAGGAGAAGAAUUCCCUAAGGUUUCGAGAGAUCAAUUAGGUUGGAUUGCUAGAGGUGAAAGAGCAAAACCAAAUUAUUUAGUGAGCCAAAACACAUUGACUUUUUUAAUCUCUACUAUUUGGCUAAGAGAACAUAAUCGCAUCUGCGAUACAUUAUUAUCGCUCUGGCCUGACUGGGAUGACGAAAAGUUGUUUCAGACCGCUCGAAAUAUCGUCACUGGUGAACUUCUGGCAAUCACUUACUCAGAGUGGAUUAAAUGUUUUUCUCAUGUCCCAAUCGAUCUACGGUACAAACCGCUAAAAUACCCUUCUAUAGUAUCGAAUACUGUACCAAUUGAAAUAUAUAUGGCAUUUCAUUGGCCCCAUACAUUUCCUGAUGAAUUUCCACUCGAUGAAAUACCGACAAAUUCGAGUAAUUUAAUUUUAGCAUUAGAGCCUUCACAAAUUUACAAGCACGGAGUAUACAAAAUGCUAGCGUCACUUGCAAAAAUGCAGGCAGGACAGGUAGGACCACAAAGUAUUAGUAAAAAUUUGGCUGGUGUUACAAAAAUGCUAAUCAAUGAAGGGAGGUAUUACAAAUUACCGAGUUUUAACCAAUACAGAUCCUACUUCAAACUUCGCAGGUAUAGGAAAUUCAGUGAACUUGUAGGAAAUAAAAAACUGAAUGCUGAGUUGACAAAAAUGUAUGGGAAUGUAGACGGACUUGAAUUUAUCACAGGUUUGUUUUUGGAAUCUAGUAAUGACUGUCAUAUGCUCGGUGAAACGGCUGAUCACCUCAUUACAAACUGGCUUCUUAAGGCGAUAAUGACACAUCCACUAUCUACUGACAAAUUUUGGAAAUCUACCAGCAUGGGAGGGAAAAUCGGACUUAAAAUAAUAAAAGGGGCAAAUCUAAGGGAUUUGAUUUGCCACAAUGUAGUCGAAAAAGAUCUAUGUUUUUCAGAAAAUUUGAUCAAAUUCAAUUAUGAAGAGUCAUUUUCCAAAUUUGAACAAAUAUUCAAAAAAGAAGAGACUACGUACAAGAAAGAAGAAGGUAAAAUGAAGAUGAAAAAUGAUAAAAAGAGGGGAAAAAAGCCUAACUUAUUCAAUCGGCCAUUUUUAAAUUUAAAUAAAUUACUUAAAUUUUUCAAUUAAACUAAUAAAACAGUUUAUGUAAGAGUCUUUGACAUACCUCGAAAAUUAAGUGUGCUGAAUGUUACAAAUUACUUUACUAA